UCAUGUCCACUUACUAUCAAACAUGUUGAGCUUUUAUUUUGAAAAAAAAACGAGGACUUGUUGACGUCAUUUUUAUUCGACAGAAGUGACCCAGAAUCCAUUGCGCCCAAAAUCAUGGCUGGUGUUCUGAAAAAGACCACAGGCUUGGUGGGACUGGCCGUGUCUCACAACCCUCAUGAGCGCCUGAGGAUCCUGUACAGUAAGAUCCUGGCGUCUCUCCAGAUCAUGCCUCAGGACGCAGCCUACAGAAAGUACACAGAACAGCUUGUCCAUGACCGCUUUGACCUUAUCAAAGCUGAGCCUGAUGUGGAGAAACUAGAGAAGAAAAUCAACUGUGGUCAGAUUGAGGAGGUCAUUCACCAGGCGGAGUGUGAGUUGGCACUAUCCAGGAAGAUGGCGGAGUGGAAACCAUGGGAACCACUGAUUGAAGAGCCCCCUGUCAACCAAUGGAAGUGGCCUGUUUAAAGACUACUUCCUGUAUUUAUCAUAUGUCUGUGUCAAUGUGUAAGUUCUUCAUGCUCCAUUCACAAUGAAGCAUGUACAAAUAAAGCAGUGGAAAUAUUUUCCCUAUCCUUGUAAAACUAA
Molecule: messenger RNA, 585 nt
Organism: Oncorhynchus keta (chum salmon)
Lineage: Eukaryota; Metazoa; Chordata; Actinopteri; Salmoniformes; Salmonidae
Product: NADH dehydrogenase [ubiquinone] 1 alpha subcomplex subunit 5-like
Exons: 5
Coding region: 115-465 (116 amino acids)
Biological process (GO): respiratory electron transport chain
Source: RefSeq, a predicted model, not a curated record